CAAAUGGCCAUUUGCUAGGAAGCAGCACACCUGGAAAAGGUGAUCUUCUCCGCUGCAAUGAGCAGAAAGACGCUCUUUCAGACAAGACUCACAUCCAGGUCCAUCUAUCUGUGUUCUCUCUAUGGCAAAGGUUGUGUAUUUGUCGAGGUCUUUCUCCGAUGUUUCUCCGUUGUUUUCUUCUGCUGUGCCUCUGUGGCUGCUCAUCCUCGUGUUUUGACCGGGUCUGUGAAUUUUCUUCUCCAACGUUCACUUCUCGCGUUCUCUGACUCCUUGGCAAACGCGCGACGAGAAGAUUUGGAAUUUCCUGCAGAAAACGAGGAGGCGUAGGAACUUGUUCUUCUCCCUUCUCGUCGCGAAGUAAAUUCUGCCUUUUCCUCUCAUGGACAGAAAGGAAUCUCGAGUCUUUAUCUCUUCUCCUUUACUGUUCUUAAUACCCUCUGCCUUCUCCGUCUCCAUUCAUUCCCCUUCCUUGUUAUUCUCUCGCAUUCUCUUCCUGUUUCUCUCCUCUCGCCUUCUUCUUUUUCCCUUUCUUCUUCUCUCCCGCCAUGUGUUGAAUUCGUCUUUUCCAAGAGUUCCCCGAGUCUUCGGAGACUUCUCUCCCUCCUUCUCUAGACGCUCUCCGGUCUUCUGUGUCUCUUCCGCGCCUGUCUCCUCGGCUUCCUCCAAAAGACCGCGGGACGAACCUGAAGAACGGAGGCCAAAGAGUCAUUUCGAAGUCCGACUCCGCCAGCGGCCUUGAGAGGAGGUCUGUCUGCGUUUUUUCGCGUAGAGAUUUCAAGGAACGCCGCUCUCGUUCAAACUCGCCCCGACACAGAACAAGAACUGUGUUUCAAAGAAGCAGGCCGUCUAGCCGCGGAACUCAUGUGAACUUUACUCAAAGUCGUCGGACACUGAAAUCCAGAGCGUUUCUCGCAAACUCAACCAGGCACUCGAUGCAUGCGAUUCACCGAACGUCUUUCUGAGACAGGACGAGAGAAGAGCGAAUGCUGAGCUGGCCUCCGUGAUACCAUGGCCGUGUAUAUACGCCAGAGUCCUCCUCGAGAGGGGGUGAGAGGCGGCAGAGAGGAUUUCAAGUGGAAUUCUCUUACAACAAGUCAGGACUACGAUUACUAUCUAGGAGCGAGUGUCAAGAUCGGUCUGCACUCUCGCGGCGGGAAGUUCGUGAAGCACGACUGGUGGACCAAACAGCGGGGUGGAACCACGGGAGACCUCGACGAAGAAAUGCAGAGAGUGAAACAUUUCGAAGACCAAUUAAUGGGCGAAGCCUUGGGGCAGAAGCCGAAGAAUCUGUUGGUGGGGAAUCCCUACGAGGAACGCGAGGCUCUUGGCGACGGUGCAGACUUGCGAGAGAAGGCGGCGGGCGGUGACAGCGAAGAGCGUCCAAAACGGAAAAAACAGAAAAAAGAGAAAAAGAAGAAAAAGGAGAAACGCCGCCGGGAGAAGAAGAGAAAGUCAGGUCGGAGGUCGAGCUCGUCUUCAUCGUCGAGUUCGAGUUUAUCGCUGUCGCCCCGUCGCCUGCACUCUGCCGAGCGCCGGGAGCGGCGAGACAGGAAGGCGAGAAGCGACGUGUAUGAUGCGAGAAUCAAGCGCGAAGGUUUCUGCAUGGAGAGACGGCAGCCGAGUGGCGAUACAGUCCAGCAUGCUGCCGUCCAGGCUCGUCGGUACGAGUCGCCAGACGCAGACAGAAGACACCGAGAGGCAGAGAGGUCCCGCAGGGAAGACCGUUUUGGUGGAGAAAGAGACAGAAGACACCGAGAGGCAGAAAGGUCCCGCAGGGAAGACCGUGUUGGUGGAGAAAGAGACAGAAGACACUCCGAGUGCAGAGAGAAAGACUCGCGUUCUCCCGGCCGCGAUCGGCGUCGAACUGACAGAGACAGAGGUUCCGUCUCGAGUGAACGCAGACACGAAAGAGCUGCCACAGGCAGAUGUCGUUCGCGGAACACAGAGCACGAAACUCCAAGAGACUCUUGGUCUAGACGCUCGGCUCUAUCUCCAGAUGGGAGACAGUGGUCGUCUCAGUUUUCGAGAGACGACGAGCAGCGUCGCCUUUCGGGAACCAGCUCUGUAGAGUACCCACAUCACUCUCGAUACUUUGAUGGUGACAGAAAAGCCAGUGGGCUGCGAGAGAGAGACGCAGAAGAUUCCGACGCUCGAAGCCGAAAGCGUCGGCGGUGAUUUUGCGGCUUCCUUUCACUUUUCGAAAGAUGCCAAGCG
This is a messenger RNA of Toxoplasma gondii ME49, 2214 nucleotides long. RefSeq lists its product as hypothetical. The record is from RefSeq and is a predicted model, not a curated record. The transcript has 4 exons. NCBI's taxonomy places the organism in Eukaryota, Apicomplexa, Conoidasida, Eucoccidiorida, Sarcocystidae. Bases 1009 to 2175 code for a protein of 388 amino acids.